GUUCCAGAGAAAAGUCCCCCUAGCGGGUCUGUUUCCGGUUUGAGCUGAAUUAAAUAAAAUGGAGUGAAGCUGUUUCUUUUCGGCAUACAGCUGCAUACAGCUGCGGGAGGAUAGCCCUCCUCGUCCUCUGACUCGCAAUAAGUUUAAAGUAAUUCUGUUGUCAGGCUACUAAAAUGUCCGCUCAAAAGAAGUGUCCAGAUUGCGGCUCUCUGGAAAUUGUGGAGGAUUCUCACUACACUCAGAACCAGUUGGUGUGUGCAGAUUGUGGCUUUAUUCUAACUGAAGGACUUCUCACCACUACGUACGCUGAUGAAGAACAUUUACAAGAAGUGACAUAUUCACGAAGUACUGGUCAAAGUGAACAGCUGAGCCGCUGCUUACAGCGAGGAAUCAGACGUGUUCAGGAUCUCUGCAAAGUUCUCCGACUUCCUUCUCUGUUUGAAGAUACAGCUGUGUCUUAUUACCAGAGGGCAAUCAAAUGUCCCUGCUUUGCUUUGGUCAGCUUAGAGAAGAAGGAGAUAAUUAUAGGUUGCUGUGUUUUUGUGACCUGUAGACAGCACAACUGGCCCUUGACAAUGGGCACUGUCUGCUUGCUCCUUUAUGCAGACAAGGAACUGUUUGCCAGAACUUACCUGCGGUUCUUGAAGGAAUUGACACUAGAUGUACCAACUCUGAGCUUGAUUGAUCUUGUGAAAACACACCUCAACAGCUUUAAGCUUUUCCAGGAAUCGUCCAGCAUCCCACCCAAAUUUCUGGAAGAUAAGGAGAAGCUGUUGGCAAGGACAAUCCAGAUAGUGGAGCUUGCCAGCGAGACAUGGCUGGUGACUGGUCGACACCCCAUCCCCAUUGUGAUGGCAGCAGCCUUCUUGGCAUGGCAGUCUUUGCGACCUGUUGAUCGCCUCGCUUGCACCCUUACAAAGUUCUGUAAGCUUGCUGGCAUGGACAUGCCCGGACCAGCCCCACAAAGACUGAAGGAAUUGCAUAAUAUCUUCCUUCAGAUGACCACUCAACUAGGUUGGUUGCGAGGGCUCAAAGUGGACCGGAGGACUGUGUCGAAAUACGUUGGAGACUUGCUGCAACAUCGCCGUGUGCUUUUGCGGGCGGCUUUCCGUAAGGUGGAUACCACAGAAGACCAUGAGCCUGAGAACUUCGCAGCACCACCAGACCAUCAGCCUAUAAAACCAACCGUUGCUUUGACAGAAGAGGCUUCUGUUGCUGGGAAGAAGCGGAUGCCUUUGCUUCCACCUUGUAUCCUGUACCCAGCAAAGAAGCCUCGAACCAGCAAUCCAGACCCUGAAGGCCCAGCCAUCACAGGGAACGAGCCCAUUUUAGACAGUGAGAUUGAACAAUACAUCCGGACUCCAGAAGAAACGGAACUGUUUAGCAAAAUGCAAGUUCGCCUAUAUUAGUGAAGGUAUUUAGUGAGUAUUAAAAGCCUGCAGUCAGUGGUGACAGGGAUUGGGUUUCUUACAUUUAUAGUCCACAGUCCCAGACGUAUGUCUGUCCUGAGAUUAGAUGAAGUCCUUGUGUUCAGGAACGAACAACCUUGUAUCUUAAUAGUCUUCUGCAGCCUGUUGCUUUGUAUGCAUUAGUUGGGGUUUUCUGGAUUCACAGUCCAACAAAUAUAGAAGGUUAUAAUAAAGAUUGGGGAAAGCAGCGAUAGAAUAUGAGCUUUAUUUUUCUUUGCUAGAUGUUGGUAUAAACAUAAUUAAUAAUUUUCUUAAAAGGCUGCUCUUUGGCCUAGAUGUCUGUUGGUGAGCACACUAAUGUGCUUCUGCUACAUUUUUAGUCCUGAACAUCAGAAAAAAAAAUGGAUUUAAUCUUACUAAAUUAAAGUUUAAUGAUCUGCAUCAGAUACACUCCUGGUUUAUUUUGCUUGUUAUGUUUUGAAUUGGAUUGUCCUUCUUUCCAGUUCAAACAAUGCAUGUUAUUUCAGAACUUUCUCAUGUGAGUCUGGUAACACUGAAGGUAACAUUCAUUUAGCAUUCAAUGGGUUAAGUGAACUUAGGCUCUCUAGUCAUUGACUGAGGUUGAAAAUGUCAUAAGUAGUGUAGAACAGGGCAUAUUGUGAUCCACAUACCUGUUUAUCUGUAAGUGGGGGGGGGGCGGCAAGAGGAAUAAGUAUGAUUGUGCAUGUCAUGAUGUCAUCAUGCAAAUAAGCUAAUUAUUCCCAUAUAAAUGGGAAAUCAGCAUAUCCGUUUAAAUCUUAUGAAUGAAACUCCACUCUUCAGCUUCUGUUUUUUCCCCUUGUUAUUUGGCUAGUAUCUAUAACCUUUUGUGUUUGACAUCAGAUAUAUUUUACGCGGGAGAAAACCCGAAUAACCAAAGACAUAUAUAUGGGAGCAAAAGCACGAAGCUGAAGCCUGAAGAUGACGAAUGAGACUUCGUUGAAACGUCGCCAAGACACUUCCGAUUUUACGCGGGAGAAAACCCGAAUAACCAAAGACCUACAUACAAACACCCGCGAAAACCUCAGAAAACAUAUAUGUAUAUAUGUAUAUAUGUAUAUGUAUAUAUGUAUAUGUAUAUAUGUAUAUGUAUAUAUAUAUAUAUAUAUACAUACAUACAUACAUAUAAAAGCUUCAAUAGAAAGAUUUGACAUGAAUUGGCCCAGUUGGGAUGAUAACCACCUUUUGAAUGGGUGCACAAGUUUUUCCAGCCCUCAUGAAUAGAUGGGAGAAAACCAUUCAUUAAGAGUGUGCAGGAGAUUUGCCUCCUAUCCCCAGAGUCUGAGAUGACCAGUGUAGUU
Ahaetulla prasina is the source of this 2749-nucleotide messenger RNA. It is a transcript of the gene BRF2, whose product is annotated as BRF2 RNA polymerase III transcription initiation factor subunit. Gene Ontology annotation, cellular component: transcription preinitiation complex; nucleus. Gene Ontology annotation, molecular function: RNA polymerase II general transcription initiation factor activity; TBP-class protein binding. The transcript has 5 exons. The coding region runs from base 174 to 1409 and encodes 411 amino acids. Gene Ontology annotation, biological process: transcription initiation at RNA polymerase II promoter; transcription preinitiation complex assembly. NCBI's taxonomy places the organism in Eukaryota, Metazoa, Chordata, Lepidosauria, Squamata, Colubridae. The record is from RefSeq and is a predicted model, not a curated record.